Loa loa (African eye worm) is the source of this 1694-nucleotide messenger RNA. Its product is annotated as CAMK/PIM protein kinase. The record is from RefSeq and is a predicted model, not a curated record. The transcript is spliced from 9 exons. Gene Ontology annotation, cellular component: cytoplasm. Gene Ontology annotation, molecular function: protein serine/threonine kinase activity; ATP binding. NCBI's taxonomy places the organism in Eukaryota, Metazoa, Nematoda, Chromadorea, Rhabditida, Onchocercidae. The coding region runs from base 134 to 1630 and encodes 498 amino acids. Gene Ontology annotation, biological process: protein autophosphorylation.
AGAAACAGAAGGAGAAAAAAGAAAUAGCAAAUACCAUCAAAACAUUUGCUUCGCAUUCGAUAACAGUCCAUUGCUACAUUGGAGUCUCUGCUCAGCUGUGGCGAAAAACUGUCUCAUUAAAUGAUAGGUCAUUAUGGCACAUAUCGCCAAGAAAGUAAAAAAACUUGCGACAGUACAAUUGUACAACCUGAAAGUACUCCUAAAUGGUCGUGGUCUGUCGAAUUUCAAGAAACACUACAAGCUUAAAGGAGAACUUGGUCGUGGUGGUUUUGGGGUAGUCUAUCGUGGAACCCGGAUUUGUGAUGAACUUCCGGUUGCUAUCAAAUUCAUUGAUCGUGAUCAAGUUCAUAAUUGGGGAAGGUUAGAAGAUGAGCGAUUACCGAUGGAAAUUUGCAUGUUAGCACGGUGUAUUAAUGUCCCGGGAGUGAUAAAACUACUGGAUUGGUACAGUAUGCCGGAAGGUUUUUUGAUUGUAAUGACACGUCCAUAUCCAUGCGUCGACUUGUUCGAUUUUAUUAAAAGUCAUAAGAAGUUGGAUGAAGAUCUUACGCGAUUUUUGUUCCGACAAAUCGUUCUAACUGUUCGCGACUGUGCCCAGCAGCAAGUAUUGCAUCGUGAUCUUAAGGACGAAAAUAUAGUGAUUGAUUUGGUGAAUGGCGAAACAUCAUUGGUUGAUUUUGGCGCUGCAACUCUGCUCAAGAAGAAUCACUAUACUGAUUUCCAGGGAACUCGUUUGUAUUGUCCACCGGAAUGGUUCAUGCACUCGAUGUAUUUGGGUCGCGAAGCAGCAGUGUGGUCGUUGGGUGUCCUGCUCUACAACAUGCUCAAUGGAAGGUUGCCAUUUCGUGAUGAAAAGGAGAUUUGCACAUCACAUCUACUAAGACCAUUACCAUCUUAUGCACAAGUUAGCAAAAGUGCCAUGGAUUUGAUCAAUCAAUGUCUGCGCUUCGAACCGAAUAAGCGAUGCACCCUAGACACAAUCCUGCAGCAUUCGUGGAUCAGAGCUCCAUGUGCUGACUGGUGUACAUUGAUAGAUCGCACAUAUCAAAACUCAUAUAACGAUCAACAGCACGAUGUCAUAUGCGCAAAUCACAGAUCAAAGAAACAGGCGGAGUCAAGUUACGCCGAAUCGGGUGUCGGUAGUACCUCCAGUUUCAAACCAUCCACCUCAUCUUCAUUUAUGGCUCGUUAUCGUCGAGGUGAACUAGGAGGAGGUGGUAUGAUAUCAGGACUGUUAUCUCGUCUCAGCCAGGGUUGUCAACACUGGGAUAGAAUUCGAGUUUGCCAGUCAAAAACAUCGUUGAUGGGUGAUUCCCCUUCACCAAUGAACAUUCGAGAAUUUGUGAAGAUGAUUCAUCUACAGCAGAACAACAUUUCGUUCGGUCGAAUGAGUAAUGGACAUCCCAUUAACCAUCUGUCCGUUUCCACUCCUCGGUUAACUUUUUCAUACGUCCAAAAUUCGGAAGAUUUCAACUGGACGCGAUCUCCCGCUCUAAGACCUUUAAUCAGGAAGAAACGCUCUACGGAUUCCGGACAGCAAUCAGCAUUUUUCUCACCAGCAGCACUGCUAUCAAAACCAUUCAGCCAUGAGAGCUUUAACGGGAGAACGGGUGGAGUACUGGUAUUUUAAUAUUUUGUUUAAUUUUCAGCUAACUGUAUGUAUAUCUUUGCCCAUGCAGUUCCAUUGUAUGUCC